This is a messenger RNA of Paramecium tetraurelia, 2637 nucleotides long. RefSeq lists its product as uncharacterized. The transcript has 6 exons. Lineage: Eukaryota; Ciliophora; Oligohymenophorea; Peniculida; Parameciidae. The record is from RefSeq and is a predicted model, not a curated record.
AUGAAAACACUACUUAAUAAUAAGAAAUAACUUGGUUAAUAGGAAACAUAAACAAAAUCAAUACAGAAACAUGAAUCAGCUGCCACUGUAAGUGUGAUAUAUCCACAAUUGAAAUAAUAAAAUAGAAUAACAUCUGCAUAUUAUUCAGCUAAGUUAAUUAAAGGGCUUCCAAUUAGUGCACAACCUAUAGCAAGACCUAUAAAAAAGGUUCCACAAUUGCAGUAUCCCUUUUUUCAAGAACCUCCACCAAUGUAGAUGCAAUCAAUUCAUGAUGAGGAUGUGUAGCAAUCAAAGCAAACUCAAGAACCUGAAUUUGAAAUUAGAGCUACCACAGCUCCUGAGGGUGCUUAGAGAAAGCCAAAACCAACUUAAGAUUUCAGAUAAUUGAUUUAACGAGUGCCAUAAGUUAUUAAGAUGGAACCGACAGCAGGAUAAUUUGUAAUUUAAAAUAAAUUUCCUGAGUAUAUUAAUGAUUUUGAUGAAUUUACAGUGAAUCCCCAUGUUCAUAAACAUAUGGAACGAUUAAAAUCAUCGAUUAGAUUAGUAAAUUAUCAAUAAUUGCCUCGUAAUUAAUCCUCCAAAUUGGAAAGACAGAGAGAGCUAAUUGAGAAAACAAUAUCAAAUAGGCCUGUUCAAUCAUAAUAGGUAAAGAAACGAAAGUUAUUACCUGAAAACAGACCCAAGACAACAAAUUAUAAAAGAGAGAACCCUUUAGGUGAUUGUUGGAAAGACUUGGCUUAAAAGGUUGUGAUAUAGGCAAAUACAGCAAAUAAACCUAGGGAUGAAUCAGUACAUGAAUUAGAGAAAUCAUUGACUCAUUUGGAUUUAGAAACAAAUGUAUUGACAUAGAAAGAGAAGGAAUAUAUAAAGAAGAAAAGAAAGCAAUUCUUAGAUGAUUUGAGACCAUAUUUAGAGAUGAAGUAAGCAUAGGCAGAAAAGAAGAGAGCAAUGGCUAAAAGAGAAGUGUUAUUAGACAAAUUUGAUUAGCAUAAUUCAUUAUUGAGUGAAUUAGAAGAUGAUGGUGAUUUAGCCAAGGAAGAAAGUUUUGAAAUGCUGGAUGAUGAGAUCUAAAUAUUUAAUAAACCUUUAGUUGAAUAAUAAAACUUUUUUGCUAAAGUGGAUCCAAUAAAUAGAUCGUUUGAAUAGCAAUUGAAGGAGACUCAAUAAAAGUUUGAAUAAAUGGUCAAAGAGGAUAACAAAUUAUAUGAGGAUGCUCAGAAAAAUAAGAUAGAUAAACCAGCACCAUUUUUAAAGGUUGGAGAUCAUUUCUCAUUAGAUGAGAUCAAUUUAGUAUUAAGAGAGUUAAAGAAAUCAGUAGAUGAUAGGAAUUAUGAAUUAUUGGAUGGGAUUUGCAAAAACCUAAAAUUCUUUUGGUAGUUCAGUAAAUAAACAAGAAUUUUAUUGUUAAAAUUGAGUUCUUUGGUUUUUUACAAAUGCGGUGAAUAUAUCUUUUAUGAAGGUGAUGUUGGAGAAUAAAUGUAUAUAAUCCUUAAUGGGGGUUGCCAUGUAAGAAUUAAGAACCCCCAUGUGGCUGAUUGUAAUCCAAUUGUAAGUACUCUAUAUACAGGGUAACAAUUUGGUGAAUUGGCCUUGAUUGAUCCAAACACUAAAAUUAAUAGACCUGAUUAAAACUAGUUGCAUUCUAACAGCAAAUACACAUUAAAUAUGAUAAGAGGUGAGAUGUAGAGAUCGGAAUAACAGAAGGAAAAGGCUAAGAAUUGGUGGAAGAAAGAUUACAAUGAAGAAGAGAAACAAGAAUAAGUUAAAAUCUAACCGAAGAGAAGUGCUUCAAUUGAAUGUGCUGUUGAUACUUAUUUAUUGGCUAUCUCAAGAGAUUAUUUCAAAAGCAUUAUUCUGAAUGUCAUUACCUCAGAAUUGGAGGAUAAAUUAAAGACAUUAUUGACUAUGCCUUGUUUUGAUUUUCUAUCUUAAAUGGAAUUGAUACCUAUAGCAAAUCUAUUGGAAAGUGAAACCUAUAGAUUGGGCUAAGUGAUUUUGAAGGAAGGUGAACCAUAGAAAUACUUUUACAUUGUUGCAAGUGGGAGAUGCAAGUGUGUGAAGGAGGAAGUGUUCAUUAGAGAUUUGAAAGUGAUGAGAGCGGAUGAUCCAAAUAAGAAGAAGCCAUUGAAAUGUGGUUUAAUAGAUUACGCUUAAAUUAGAGAGGACAAGAAAAUGAGAGUGAAGAAUACAUCCUUAGAUUUAGAGAACGUGCCUGGAUUAGGGAUACCUUAAUCAUUUUAAUAUUAGGAAAUAUAUAAAAAUAAAGAGUAUAUGGCAUUCAAAUACCAUUUUCUUUAUAAAGAAUUUGUAAGAGGAGACUUUUUUAUGGGGAGAGUGUUAUUGAAUGAAUAUAAAUUGUUUGAUGAGGACAUAAUGGAAAUGAAAUAUGAUCUGUCGGAAAGAAGUAGAUUGACAGUGAUUAGUGAUGCAGCUAAGACUGAGGUGUACAAAUUGGAUAAGGGACUAUUUCAUUUGGUUAGCCAACCUUUGAAACAACAUUUGAUUGAUGGAAUUAAGAGAAAACCUGAAUUCGAUCUUAUUUUUGAUGCUGAGGAAGCAAAGAAAGUUAAGAAAUGGGAUGCCUAUAAGAUGAAUCUAUUUAAAGCUGUGAUGGACUAAAAGGAAUUGAAAAAUUGA